CGCCAAUCAGCUGUUGCGCGUCCAGCAGCCAUUUGCAGUCGGUUGUAGCGUCGCGGGUGUGAAGGAACGCGCUUCGUUUAUUAAGUUUAGUUUUAAGUUUAGCGCUUUUUACUUAAUGCCGGUGUCGCCCAAAAUAAGCAAGACACAGCAUUAGGCAACGGCAUUUUGUAUAUUUCAAUACGUUUAUAACACAAACAAACACACACACAACAUAAGGAUAAAAUGGGUCGUAGCCGCAGUCCCGCUUCACCCGCACACAGACGACGGGAAAAGGAGCGCACAGAGCGUAAAAAGAGACGCGAACGACGCUCAAGAGAAAGAGAAGCCAUCGGCGUUGGGAGCAGUAGCAGUCGCCGUGACCGUGAGCGUGACAGAAGUCGCAGCCGUGACCGGGAACGUGUGCGCGGCAGGCGUUCGAGAUCCCGUUCACGUGGUGGUGGCAGCAGUUCCGGGCCAUCCACAUCUCGUCGCGCCACACGCAACAAUUCGGCGGCUGCAGCUGCUGCGGAGCGUCCGCAGAUCAAUGAGGCUGAUCUGGAGGGUAAAUCGCCCGAGGAGGUUGAAAUGCUGAAGACAAUGGGAUUCUGCACAUUCGACACCACCAAGAACAAGAAGGUCGAGGGCAACGAUGUCGGCGAAGUGCAUGUGAUCCUCAAGCGCAAGUAUCGCCAGUAUAUGAAUCGCAAGGGAGGAUUCAACCGACCGCUCGACUUUGUCGCAUAGCCGGCAACUAGUUUACUUUUUUUUUACACUGCUACAUUUUUUCACGUUCUUUGUGCGUCGUUGUUACCCAGACAGACAGACGACGCCAAAGCAACGGACCUGCAAUUUUAUGCAAUAGACCGGUUUACAAAAUUUUUUAAAUUUGCCACACAAAAUUUUCCACCACAAUCACAGAGAAAGAAACCAUACACAAACACAACAUAUACAAAUACCUCAUGUAACAAGCUAGUUAUUUAGUAGUUUAAGACACUUACGUUGUUUUAAAAUUAGCUUUUGCGCGCCUUAAACAAAACGAAACAAACAAAAGUUAAUUUUACAACAAUGGCAACACCAACACCCUCCCACAAAUGUCACUGAAAGCGCAAUGCAAAAAAAUGUCCUAAAAAUUACCAAUUAAUCGAUUGUUUCCCAUAUUGUGGCAACACUUGUUGCUUGCUGUCAGUUAAAAUUUGAGAGUUUUGAUGCCGUUUGAGUUUUGAAUUUGCUUUCAGUUGCAUUUGCUGCAACGAUUAAUGCACACGAUUAAUGCUUUUUAAAUAUUUAAAGUAAUUACAAUUGUUUUUGUUGUCAGGAAUUCACUUACACAUAUACACGUAUAUGUAUUGUAAGCAUUUGGCGUUUGCAAAACCAAAAUCCUAUAUACGAAUUAACUGCAAAUUUAAAAUUGAACACACACUCACAUACACAAUUACUUAAAGUAUUUGAAAACAUACACACACACUCACACACAUAAUAUUCCUAUACCCUUGAAUCCUUUCCCAAAAACUUCCUCCAUACGCUGCAAUAGUACAAUUUUUACAACCAAACAAAUAUAUAUCAAAUAUAUAUUUUAUAUAUAGAAAAUUAAUUAUACACACACACACCAAGUACCUACAAAACCCAUAUAAUUCCCUACCGUUAAACCGAACUUAACAAUAGCCAUAGCCAUUUGUUUAAAAUGUUAUUUGUUUAAACAUGCAAAUUGUUGUCACUUUUUUUAUCUACUCAAGAAACCAACAGUUAAUUCAUUAAUCACAAGUGCCAAGUGAAUAAUUAGCAACAAAUCAGGCAAAUUAAACAAUCUUAAGUGCAGACGCGAAUGAAAUAAAUGUAAUCUUUUAUACUUUUUAUACUAAUAACAGUGAAUACGCAAUAGUUAUUAAUUUGGCAACUAAUAAUGAACUUGAAACAAGAUAUAAAUAAUUCGGCAAACUUACACACACAUACUUACAUAAUUUCUUAGUAGUUUUUAAUAUCAACGAAAUUGCAGGGACUUAUCAUAUUUAAUUAAUGCUAUUAAAAUAAAACUGAAUACAAAUAAAUGUAUAGAAAUGUAUAAUUUGACCAA
Molecule: messenger RNA, 2050 nt
Organism: Drosophila innubila
Lineage: Eukaryota; Metazoa; Arthropoda; Insecta; Diptera; Drosophilidae
Gene: ytr
Product: U4/U6.U5 small nuclear ribonucleoprotein 27 kDa protein
Exons: 3
Coding region: 223-723 (166 amino acids)
Biological process (GO): RNA splicing
Cellular component (GO): precatalytic spliceosome
Source: RefSeq, a predicted model, not a curated record